AUGGACGAGGUGAACGGCAUCCUUGGCAACAGGGGCAUUCCAGUCCUCUACUUCAACCCGCGUGACCGUCAGAAGCCCAUCCUGUACGAACCUUCGACGUCAGCGCCAGGCUGGCUUUUUAUUUUCCGAAUUCUGGGCGUCGGAUAUAUCCCCAUACUACUCGGGAAGGGCGAUGCGAAGCCCGAAGUGCAGGGAUAUGUGGUUGGCUUCUCGCUCAUGGUGCGAGUUUUCCUGGCUGCAUGGGAGAUAUGCUGGUUCUCACGGCGAAUUGACAAAUUGAAAUACAUGUUAGCCCGUUCGUUCGAGUUCAACAAACGCUCAACGCUCGCCGCAGUUUGCACACAAGCUCUGGACACGCUCGCAAUCUGGGGUAGAACCGCGACUGGGGUUAUCCUGGCUACGAUAACUAUCUUCUUGUUGGCUGGGAUCCUAAUACCGAGCGAGCCGACCGGUCUGGUCCUCUCUAUAGGCUGCACGAUGGCCGCCGAAUACGUACUACGCGUGCUGUUUCUCGUAUGCUGGUCGAUGCUGAUGCUGAGGAGGCAGGGCGCUGCAUAUAACUGGGUGCGGCAGCAGAAGACAAAGAAGGAGAAGGUCCUGCCGACCGACGAGGAACGCGAGGCGCGCGAUCGCGCCCACGAAGGGCAGCAGCUUAGUUUCAUACUUGCUAGUCAUUAA
Anthostomella pinea is the source of this 678-nucleotide messenger RNA. The record is from the annotation of a GenBank genome assembly. NCBI's taxonomy places the organism in Eukaryota, Fungi, Ascomycota, Sordariomycetes, Xylariales, Xylariaceae.